AUGGUGGUUUCAAACAAUCUUAUGAUAGAUGGAGAGUUUAAUAAUAAAUACCAAUUUUCGGCUCCAUUCAACUUAGAUUAUUUAAAAUUUAUUUUGUUAGAAAUUAUGAAUCUCAUGAUCAUACCUUUCAAUUAGAGAACGAGUAGGGGUAAUUAUCCAUAAUUUUGUAGAAGAUAAUAUUUUGAGAGGUUUUGAGGCAAAGUGUGUAGGUAGGCUAGAUUAGCCUCAAUAUAGAUACAGUUGCCAGCUUUAGAAACGAUAAAUACCAAUAAUGA
Paramecium octaurelia is the source of this 275-nucleotide messenger RNA. Lineage: Eukaryota; Ciliophora; Oligohymenophorea; Peniculida; Parameciidae. The record is from the annotation of a GenBank genome assembly.